CAGAGAGGUGGGGCGUGACUUCAUUUCCUCCCGGGCUUUCGGGGCGGCGGGGCUCGCUUCCCCAGUGGCCUCUCUGGGAAGACAUUUCCAGGGUCCGGACUUCGUAAAGAAGGUGUUGCCCUGGAGCAGGCGUUGGCCCCCCGCGGACGAUGCCCCUCCUAACCCAGCACCUCCCAGGCGACGACGAACAGUACAGCUUGGUGGCCAGCCUGGACAACGUGAGGAAUCUCUCCACGGUUUUGAAAGCGAUUCAUUUCCAAGAUCACGCCACGUGUUUUGCUACUGUAAAUGGAAUCAAGGUUACAGUAGAAAAGGCGAAGUGUGUGCAAGCGAAUGCUUUUAUUCAGGCUGAAAUAUUUCAAGAAUUUAAAGUUCAGGAAGAAUCGGUUACAUUUCGAAUUAACUUGGGUGUCCUUUUAGACUGCCUCUCUAUUUUUGGAUCCAGCCCUAUGCCAGGCACUUUCACUGCCCUCCGGAUGUGCUACCAGGGCUACGGGCACCCUUUAAUGCUGUUUUUGGAAGAAGGCGGCGUGGUGACCGUCUGCAAAAUCAAUACUCAGGAGCCCGAGGACACGCUGGAUUUUGAUUUCUGCAGCACCAACGUCAUUAACAAGGUCAUCCUGCAGUCAGAGGGGCUCCGCGAAGCGUUUUCUGAAUUGGAUAUGACGAGUGACGUCUUACAGAUCACCAUGUCCCCAGAGAAGCCUUACUUCAGGUUAUCCACUUACGGAAAUGCGGGAAGUGCCCACCUUGACUAUCCCAAAGAUUCCGAUUUGAUGGAAGCAUUUCAUUGUAAUGAGACACAGGUCAACAGAUACAAGAUUUCUUUACUGAAACCAUCAACAAAGGCCCUAGUCCUUUCUUGUAAAGUGUCUAUUCGGACAGAUAACCGAGGAUUCCUCUCGCUACAGUACAUGAUUAGAAAUGAAGAUGGACAGAUAAGCUUUGUGGAAUAUUACUGCUGCCCUGAUGAGGAAGAAGUCUCGAAAUCGGAGCCUUAAGUGUCACAGAGUGAUGUUGUCCUGUGUGUGCUCUCGUUCUGGGUACAGUCAGCGGUGUGCGCUUCCUUAAUGAAUGCACUGUAACGUGUAAUGAAAUGUUGUCUGCUAGGCAUGGUGGAUUGUCCAGUAUUGAACUGUCCUGAGGUCCCUGGCCUUCAGCUCCUGGGAAUCAUGAGCCAAGAUGAAUACAGUUUGUGUUCUGCUCUACUUAGUAGGACAUUUCAAGAGUCUGCAGAUUUAAAGUGUAAUAGGGGCUUAGGUGCAUCUCUGAAGUGUUCUUUAUUAACUCUGAGAAAAAACAUGGGCAGUGUGUCCUAGCUUGAGUUCUGGAGAGUGGAUCUGAAAGCAGUGAUUCUCAGAGGUUGGUGCCCAGACUAACAGCAGCAUCUUAGAACAUGGGGCUGGGGGAGAAGCCAGCAGUCUGUAUCCCCCAGGGAAUUCAGAUGCGCACAGGAGUUUAGGAACAACUAUUUUAAAGGUUUACUGCUGCUAUUUUUUUUAAUUGCUUGCAUUGAAGAGAUUGUGCACAUGUGAUUCUGAUUUCUUCAUAGCCAUAAUUCAGAACCUUCAGAAAUUCAUUCACUACCAAGCAAGUCUGAGCAGUUCUUUAUGUGAUUUCUCUUUAAAACACACCUUUUGCAGAAAUCAGUGAACAGGAUCUAAAACUCUUGAGUGUUAACAGAGUUUCCCCCCAAAUUGUCCAAUGUCGUAUUUACUAGACCCCUUCCGUGUACUUCUUAUCCAAACCAAAGUGGAGAAACCCGCAAAACUUAAUAUUUUGUACUUUGCUGGGUUUCCAGAGAAUGUAGGUCUUUUGAGGAGGCCUGGGUAGGACAGUGAUUAAGCACUUGCCUCAUACCUAUAGGAUCUGCAGUUUGAAUCCACCAGCCACUCCAUGGGAGAAAGAUGUGACAGUCUGUAUCAGAAGUGGUUGAUGGCAAUAGGUUGGUUUGGUUUGGGAUAUUUUGUGUUCAAUAAAAUAUUUAAUAGUUUUCUCAUUAA
Molecule: messenger RNA, 2003 nt
Organism: Echinops telfairi (small Madagascar hedgehog)
Lineage: Eukaryota; Metazoa; Chordata; Mammalia; Afrosoricida; Tenrecidae
Gene: RAD1
Product: RAD1 checkpoint DNA exonuclease
Exons: 6
Coding region: 150-1001 (283 amino acids)
Biological process (GO): DNA repair; DNA damage checkpoint signaling
Cellular component (GO): checkpoint clamp complex; nucleus
Molecular function (GO): 3'-5' exonuclease activity
Source: RefSeq, a predicted model, not a curated record